AUGUUUCGGAAGAUUUGGGUGAACAACAAACACCGCGACUUCCAGAGAAUUGUCUGGAGAGAAAGGCCAUCGGAUCCAAUCAAACACUAUCAACUAUGCACCGUCACUUAUGGCACCUCAUGUGCACCAUUCCUGGCUGUUAGGGUGUUACAGCAACUGGCUACUGAUCAUCAUCAGGAAUUCCCGAAUGCUGUAAAAAUCUUAAAAGAGGAUUUUUAUGUCGACGAUGUGCUCACUGGGUCAAACACUGAGGAGGAACUGAUACAAAAUCGAAAGGAACUUAUUCAACUUAUGUCCUGUGCUAAUUUGGAGCUUGGGAAAUGGGUAUCAAACACACCUCGCAUACCAACAGAAGGAACUGAUUCUACACAAUCAUCUCCAGUGAAGGUUCUUGGACUUUACUGGCAACCUGGUCUUGAUACAUUGUCUUAUAAUGUUGGUCUAAAAGGAAAUUGUACAAAACGACAAGUUUUAUCGGAUGUCUCACGGAUCUUUGAUCCACUUGGGCUCUUUCAACAAUUAUGGCUUCUCGAUUUGGGAUUGAAUGACAAACUCCCUAAGCAACUAGCGGACACUUGGCUCAAAUGGCGAGCAGAUUUGGAUAUUCUACAACACAUUCAAAUACCCCAAUUGGUUGUCAACGACACCGACAACAUUGAAUUGCAUGGAUUGUCCGAUGCAUCUAUGAAGGCAUACGCUGCUGUAGUGUACAGCAGAGUAAUCAACAAGGAUGGCUCGAUUUCUACAUCGAUUAUGGCUGCGAAGUCUAGGGUGGCUCCGCUAAAGCAGCAAUCUCUGCCUCGCCUAGAGCUAUGCGCGGCACUGCUCCUAAGUCAACUCAUACGUUCGAUAAAGGCGGCACUUCGACAUCAAAAGGUCACGGUUUUUGCAUG
Drosophila willistoni is the source of this 893-nucleotide messenger RNA. RefSeq lists its product as uncharacterized. The transcript has a single exon. Lineage: Eukaryota; Metazoa; Arthropoda; Insecta; Diptera; Drosophilidae. The record is from RefSeq and is a predicted model, not a curated record. The annotation marks the transcript as partial.